CCCAUCCCGGCUCAAAUUCAAAUCCACCUCGCCCCCCCCUACUUCCCCGGUUCCCCCUCUCCCCAACGUCUCUCUCUCUCGUCACUCUCUCGCUCUCACUCUCACUCUCACUCUCUCUCCGCCCGCGGUCUCCGCAGGCUGCAGCCAUGAGGUCGCUCUUCUCGCGGCACGCGCGCCCCCCCACCACGCCGCCGCCCCCUUCCUUCUACGGCGGCGGCGAAACCCCGCCGCGGCGCCGCACCCCUAAGGAGAACGUAGACCCCUCCUCCUCCUCCUCCCCGGCGCACCACCACCACUCCACCCCUGACCGCGCCGCCUCCCCAUUCCGCUCCCCGUCCUCCGCCGCCAAGCCGCUCUCCGCCCGCAACCGCCUCCCCCCGCGCCCGCCGUCCGGGAACCCGCUCAAGCGCAAGCUCGACGUCUCCUCCACGGCUGGGGCCGCGGGCCCGGCGCACGACGCGGCGCCCGCGCCCGACUCCGGCGUCCAGGUAGUGGUGAGGAUACGGCCGCCGUGCCGGCUGCAGGAGGAGGAUGCAGGCGAGGAUGGGCGGGGGCCGGAUGCCUGCGUGCGCAAGACGGCGGCCAACUCGGUCGCGAUCCAUGGGCAGGACUUCACGUUCGAUGCGGUGGCCGACGCGGUCUCCACGCAGGAGGAUAUCUUUAAGCUUGUUGGGCUGCCACUUGUUGAAAAUUGCUUAUCGGGCUUCAACAGCUCAAUAUUUGCCUACGGACAGACUGGCAGUGGAAAAACCUACACUAUGUGGGGGCCUCUGUCUGCGCUGUCAGAAGAUUCAAUGAGCAGCGAGAGGGGACUGACACCCCACGUAUUUGAGCAGUUGUUCUCCCGCAUUAAAGAAGAACAAGUUAAACAUGCGGAUAAAGAGCUAACUUACAAUUGCGUCUGCUCUUUUGUUGAGAUCUACAACGAACAUAUAACUGAUUUGCUAGAUCCGUUGCAAAAGAAUCUUCAGAUUAGGGAGGAUGUCAGAACUGCUUGUGUUUAUGUUGAAUCAUUGACAAAGGAGUUGGUUUUCUCUAUGAAGGAUGUAACUCAGUUGCUGGUGAAGGGCCUGGCAAAUCGAAAGACUGGGGCAACGAGUGCAAAUGCAGACAGCUCACGCUCGCAUUGUGUUUUCACGUGUGUCAUUAAGUCUGAAUUGAAGAAUCCUGAGGAUGGAUCAAGCAGCACAAGAUCAAGCAAGAUAAACUUAGUAGAUCUUGCUGGAUCAGAGAGCCAAAAACUAACAAAUGCAGUUGGAGAUCGUCUAAAAGAAGCUGGAAAUAUAAAUCGCUCACUUUCACAGCUUGGAAAUUUGAUUAAUAUACUGGCAGAAAUAUCGCAGUCUGGAAAGCAAAGGCACCAUGUUCCCUAUCGCGAUUCCAAGCUGACAUUUCUGUUACAAGAAUCCCUGGGAGGCAAUGCAAAGCUUGCAAUGAUAUGUGCUGUAUCGCCUUCUCAAAGCUGUAAGAGUGAAACUUUAAGCACUCUUAGAUUUGCUCAACGUGCUAAAGCUAUAAAAAACAAUGCUGUUAUUAAUGAAGAAAAAGUCGAAGAUGUAAAUGUGCUGCGUGAGCAAAUCAGGCAAUUGAAGGACGAACUGCAACGAAUGAAGUCUAAUGGAGGCUUAGAAGGAAACAAUGGCAGUUUCUCCACUGGAUGGAAUGCUAGGCGGAGUUUGCAUCUGCUGAAAAUGAGCUUGAGUCGGCCUACAACAUUCCAAGCUAUCAAAGAAGACAGUGAUGAGGAAAUGGAAAUUGAUGAGAAUGACGUUGAGAAGCCCUACAAUGCUGUAAAUACAGUAACAUCUCCUAUUGGAGAUAAAGAAUCUAAAGGGCUAAAAGCUUCAAUGGAGAUAAGUGCUCUUGACGGGGAUAAGAAUUUGAUACCCACAAAAAGGUCCUGCUCUGAUGCUAAUAAAUUUAGCACUGAUACUGAUGGUGGAGAUUGCAGGUGCAAGUUAAACCUUGCUGCCAGUAUACAGAGGGGACUUCAAGUCAUUGAAAGUCAUCAAAACAAUGGUGCGUGGAGGAGAGCAUCGAUUGGCUUAAAUGCUAGAAUCAUGGACGUUCAGCCUUGCAAGGUUGAUGUAGCAAUUCAGACUGAUCCUGAAGGAUCUGAAGCCAGAGAUAAUGCUCUAGCUCUAAUCCCUAGUUGUCUGCUUGAAGCUUCUGCAAAUGCGAGUAGGGAUCCCAAUGCUUGCAGGGAGCUACGAUUGGUACCAGCUGAUGGAGCAGUACCUUCUGAUGAACAAAAACAGCAACACAUACUGAAAGCUGUGGAGAAGGUCCUGGCUGGAACUAUCAGGCGAGAGAUGGCACGUGAUGAACAGUGUGCAAAGCAGGCUGCAGAAAUUAGACAACUAAAUCGUCUGGUGCAACAAUAUAAGCAUGAACGUGAAUGCAAUGCUGUAAUUAUACAAACACUGGAAGGAAAAAUUGCUAGGCUUGAAAGUCUUAUGGAUGGAACUUUACCAACUGAAGAAUUCAUGAAUGAAGAGUAUCUAUCACUUAUGAAUGAGCAUAAGAUCCUCCAAAAGAAAUAUGAUAACCAUCCUGAAGUUUUACAUGCUGAAAUUGAGCUAAAGAGACUCCAGGAGGAAUUGGACAUGUUCAGGAAUUCCGUGGAUGAGAAAGAAAUUAUGCAGGAGGAGAUACAGGAUCUGAAAAAUCAAUUGCAUUGUAUGCUUUCAUCAUCCUCAUCAAUUCGUAAACUGUGGCCUCCGCCGCGAUUGUCUCAGGGAACUAAUUCUUCACCUGGAAGAAAAGAUAAAUAUGGUGAUACUAAUGUUGGGGAUGCUCCCGAUUGGAUUGAAACUGAGAGUAAAUGGAUUACACUCACAGACGAGCUUAGAGUUGAACUCGAAGCAAAUAAAUCUCUGGUUGGAAGGUUGCAUUCAGAAUUGGAUUCUGAGAAGAAAUGCUCAGAGGAACUGAAGGAGGCAUUACAAACAGCAAUGCAGGGACAUGCAAGAAUCUUGGAACAGUAUGCUGAACUUCAAGAAAAGCAUAUUAGUCUGCUUGCACUGCAUAGGAGGAUGCGUGAAGGUGUUGAUGAUUUGAAGAUGAGAGCAGCAAAAGCUGGUGUCAAUGGUGCUGAAUUAUGGUUCAUCAAUUCCCUUUCUGCUGAAAUCUCAGUUCUUAGAGCUGAAAAUGAAGGCCUUAAGGUCCAGCUAAGGGAUACUGCUGAAGCUGUUCAGGCAGCUGGUGAAUUACUUGUACGAUUGAAGGACGCAGAGGAAGCCGAAGCACUAGCCAAGAGGCGGACUUUGUUAGCAGAGCAGGAGACGGAGAAAGCCUAUCAGGAGAUUGACAACUUGAAAAAGAAUUAUGAUCAGGAAAUCCUUGCCUCGAACCAGCGUCUCCCUGAAUCCUCUCAGCACAAGGAAGUUAUACAGCAAGCUGAUCCUAGCGAUCUUGAGCCUGCUAGGUAUGACACAGCUAGGAGCCCCGGGGACCAGCAGUGGCGGGAGGAGUUCAGCACCUUACAACAGGGCGGAUCAUUUGAGGUCUCCAGGAGCUCGGACCUCAACUCGUGGUUUUACGGAUAUGACAAAUGUAACAUUUGACGAUGCAAUGCUUAAUUCGUUCAGUCCUAGUUUCACCACUGAAAGGUGGUAGUAUAAUAUUGUACACCUAGUAAGCAGAGGGGAAGGGCACCACUGAAGGUGUUGUGCCUCACCAUCUUGUGAGGUGCGCACAGAUUCUUCAGAUCCUCGAAAGGGUUGUAUUCUGUCUUGUAAAUUCAGAUGGACGAUUUUACAUUACAAGAGAGCAACAGCGAUGUUCUGUUACUGUAACCUUGCCAAUAAGACCCUAUUUGUUUGCCCCUGGGGGGAACAAACAGGGCCUAAGUGCAAAUUGUGCGGUAAGGUAUGGUUGGUCAUGGUUCAGCGUCUCGCCAGACAUCUUGCACGUUGCAGCUAUUCUCGUGCAUGUACAGGUCAGGAAUUCUUGACCCCCUUUUCGUUUCUGGUGCACAUCAUCGGAACUGUUCCCCGGUCCUGGUAGCAUGUAAUGAACUAGUUCAAUUUAUUUUUCCUACCAGCUGGAAUAUUUUGCAAACUUCAUAGUU
Messenger RNA from Phragmites australis (common reed), 4072 nucleotides. Its product is annotated as kinesin-like protein KIN-12A. Gene Ontology annotation, biological process: microtubule-based movement. The coding region runs from base 147 to 3566 and encodes 1139 amino acids. Lineage: Eukaryota; Viridiplantae; Streptophyta; Magnoliopsida; Poales; Poaceae. Gene Ontology annotation, molecular function: ATP binding; microtubule binding; microtubule motor activity. The transcript is spliced from 16 exons. The record is from RefSeq and is a predicted model, not a curated record.